UUUGACCAUAUGAAAAGUAGUACAUUUUAAAACUUUGCGGUCUAAAACGAGAAAAUGAAAAUUUCAUCGAUCAUUUCGAAAUUAUCCCAACCAGAAUAAUUUCCAUUUGUAAAAUGUGGUUAUCGAAACUUACAAAACUAACGCCCAUGCUCUCCUCUUCCUUCUCAACUCAAUCAUUCCCAAGAAAAGCUCUCUUCGUUUCUGCCAACUCUGCUUCCAUCCGGCUUCGACCUCUCUCUCAAAACUUACCCGAAAUGGACGCGGACAAAAGUCAAUCCAAAUCGAUCAGCGAAGCCUCCGAUCGGCCCACGGACCACCGCUUCCAAAACGUCGUCGUCAUGCGCCACGGCGACCGCAUCGACAACUUCGAGCCCCUCUGGACAUCGCAAUCGCCGAGGCCGUGGGACCCGCCUCUGGUCGAAGAGGGCAAGGUCCGGGCCUUCUGCACCGGUACCAAGCUCCGAUCGGGUCUCGGGUUUCCAAUCCACCGCGUUUUCGUCUCGCCAUUCGUGCGAUGCGUCGAGACCGCCGUCCAAGUCGUCACCGCCCUCUCCGCCACCGAAGACCCGUCUCUCUCCAAAUACGAGAGCGAUCAGCCCGUCCCAGUCGACCCCUCUAAGCUCAAGGUAUCAAUUGAAUAUGGGUUAAGUGAGAUGCUAAACAAAGAGGCGAUUCGCGGUGAUUUGGCUCCGAAAGAUGGACAAUGGGGCUUCAACAUUGCAGAUCUUGAGGCUAUGUUCCCGGCUGGGACAGUGGAUCAAACUGCGGAACGGGUGUACAAAGAGCUGCCUCAGUGGGGGGAGAGCGUGACGGGCGCCCGGGCUAGAUAUGUUCAUGUCAUUGAGGCUCUUGCUGACAAAUACCCUACAGAAAACUUGCUCCUUGUCAGUCAUGGUGAAGGAGUUGGUUCUUCAAUUUCUGCCUUCCUGGAAGGCGCCACAGUAUACGAAGUAGAAUACUGCGCAUAUUCAGAACUAAGAAGGCCCAUAAAAAACCGGUCAUCAGCUGCAGGAAAGUUUGAGGUAAUGGUAAAUCGUGGCCGGACUGGUGUCAGUUACUCACUCCCAACCUCUGGAACAUAAGAGUAACAAGACUGCAGUGUAAUAAUCGCAUUCCCUUUAGCACGUUUGACUGCAUUUUUACCCCCAAACUCCUCUUGUCAAAGAUCAUUCCAGGGUUACUGGAUUUACAAAUUAAUCAGACAAUAGUUUUCUUCAUUUGUUUUCGCAACUUCGGAAUUCCCAUGUAUUUGCUACCAGACCAUAAAGGGUCCGGUUAGAAGGAAAUGAAACGAUAGAUUCCUUUGUAUCAGAACCAGAAUGAUCACAUUCUGCUUUAAACAUUGAUAAAUGAAAUUGUGAUUUACCAGAACUAUUGAUCU
Messenger RNA from Malus domestica (apple), 1381 nucleotides. RefSeq lists its product as uncharacterized. Lineage: Eukaryota; Viridiplantae; Streptophyta; Magnoliopsida; Rosales; Rosaceae. The record is from RefSeq and is a predicted model, not a curated record.